Molecule: messenger RNA, 2139 nt
Organism: Macadamia integrifolia
Lineage: Eukaryota; Viridiplantae; Streptophyta; Magnoliopsida; Proteales; Proteaceae
Product: beta-amylase 3, chloroplastic-like
Exons: 4
Coding region: 55-1695 (546 amino acids)
Biological process (GO): polysaccharide catabolic process
Molecular function (GO): beta-amylase activity
Source: RefSeq, a predicted model, not a curated record
CAUUUGUCACACUUCUUCAUUCUUAUUUUCAUUCCUAGUUACAACAACAAAAAAAUGGCCUUAACACUUCGUUCUUCUCCUACCUUUAUCAAUCCAAAGGACACCAAAGGCCUCAAAACACUCGACGAAUUCCAUGGCUGUCUCUCUUAUGUUCCAUUCAAGCCGGUAUGCCGUCUCCGGGCAAAGUGUUCUAGUCUCGAAGCUACUCUACCACUAGAGAAAACUUCAUUUUAUGAAGAGAAGGAUGGUGAUAAGAGGGAAUGGCUUCAUGGGCUCUCCGGGGGUCACAAGGCCGGUUGCAGAAAAGUACCUGUGUUUGUGAUGUUGCCUCUUGAUACAGUAUCUUUCGGUGGCAAUUUGAAUAGGCCAAGAGCAUUGAAUGCCAGUUUGAUGGCCUUGAAGAGUGCUGGAGUGGAAGGUGUGAUGGUGGAUGCAUGGUGGGGGUUGGUGGAGAAAGAUGGCCCUCUCAACUAUAAUUGGGCUGGUUAUCUUGAGCUUGUCCAGAUGGUGCAAAGGCAUGGCUUAAAGCUUCAAGUUGUUAUGUCCUUCCAUCAGUGUGGAGGAAAUGUUGGAGACUCUUGCAGCAUACCCCUACCUCCAUGGGUGCUUGAAGAAGUCAGCAAGAACCCUGAUAUAGUCUACACAGAUAGAUCUGGCCGGAGGAAUCCGGAGUAUAUUUCCCUGGGGUGUGAUUCAUUGCCUGUGCUCAAUGGAAGAACACCCAUCCAAGUCUACUCUGAUUUCAUGAGGAGCUUCAGAGACAUGUUCAAAGAUUAUCUUGGAGGAGUUAUUGUGGAGGUUCAAGUUGGAAUGGGCCCUUGUGGGGAGCUGAGGUAUCCAUCUUAUCCAGAAAGCAAUGGGACUUGGAGAUUCCCUGGAAUUGGUGAAUUCCAGUGCUAUGACAAGUACAUGAGAGCUUCCCUGGAAGCAUCUGCUGAAGCAAUUGGAAAGGGAGAUUGGGGUAAAGGUGGACCCCAUGAUGCAGGCCACUACAACCAGUUCCCAGAGGACACAGGAUUCUUCAGAAGAGAAGGAACAUGGAACACGGAGUACGGCCAGUUCUUCUUAGAAUGGUACUCUGGAAAGUUACUAGAACACGGUGAUAAGCUUCUAGCUUCUGCUGAAGGGAUAUUUCAAGGAACUGGAGCUAAGCUAUCUGGAAAGGUUGCCGGGAUCCAUUGGCAUUAUGGGUCUAGGUCCCACGCAGCUGAAUUAACAGCCGGGUACUACAACACCAGGCACAGAGAUGGCUACCUUCCAAUAGCACAAAUGAUGGUGAAACGAGGUGUAGUACUGAACUUCACGUGCAUGGAGAUGCGAGAUGGAGAACAACCGGCAAAUGCAAACUGCUCCCCUGAAGGACUAGUCCGCCAAGUGAAGAUGGCAACUAAGACCAUGUGUACUGAGCUUGCCGGUGAAAAUGCAUUGGAGAGGUAUGAUGAUAGAGCUUUUGCACAGGUCUUGGGAACGAGUCAGUCAGAUUCAGGCAAUGGUUUGAGUGCAUUCACAUAUCUAAGGAUGAACAAGUGGUUGUUUGAAGGAGACAAUUGGAGGAAUUUAGUGAAUUUUGUGAAGAACAUGUCAGAAGGUGGCAGAGAUGCCAGGCUCUCAGAGCAAGACACAGGCCAUACCAAACUAUAUGUUGGCUUUCUCACUGAACAGAACAUGAAGACCAAGGAAGCUGUUCCAGUGUAAAGAAUAAUGUAUGCUAGGUCCAAAACAAAGGAAUAGAGUUCAUAUAGAAAAUAACAUAUACCAUAAUGUCAGUCUCUUUAAACCAUGGAACCUUUUUAAGUUCCUUCUUCUGAGGUUUAAUCUAAAUGGAUUCUCAUAGUACCUGAAUGGUAGCAACCAUGAUUUCGGAUCUGUUCUGAAGAUGUUAAGUAUCUGUUCUGAGAACAAAAAUGUUUAGUUAUAAUUCUGGUCUGGUCUAUAGGGGUGUUAUUUGUUCCCUAUUGAAACCAUUAUAGGGGGAGUGUCCCUAUCAUGAUAAGUACUUGUUGGUUAGUCUUUUUGGUAGAUUACGUUAUGGUGUUAGUUUCCUGUUUCUACUCUGAUUGGAAUUGAGUUAUUAUAAUAAAUACUGCCCUGUCCAACGAUAGAUCUCGAUCCCGAGUCCAUCAUUGGCUAAGUUUAAUA